GUUACACUCUAUUUUCCUCAUCGAGCUUUGCAUAAGAAAUACGAAAGCCAUCCCGAAUCUACCUUGAACUCCAUUCUCACUCCUACAACUCAUUGCUUUUAACUUAUUUUCGAGCGUGUCUCAAGACACUUACAAACUCAGCAAUUCUAUCAUUAUGCCUCCCCCACCAGCUCCACCAAAGAGUCUGCUCGGCAGGCACCGCCUUCUCGCCCCUACGGCAUCUAUCCGUGUCAGCCCUCUGUCUUUGGGUGGUAUGAGUCUUGGCACGGCAUGGGGCCCAAUGAUGGGUGAAUGUAGCAAAGAGCAAGCAUUCAAGCUUCUUGAUGCCUACUACAGCCUAGGAGGAAACUUCAUUGAUACUGCCAACGUCUACCAGGGCGGCCAGAGUGAGCAGUGGAUUGGCGAAUGGAUGCAGAUGACCGGAUGUCGCGCUGAGAUAGUGGUUUCUACCAAGUACACCUUGAGCAACAAAGCCGGCCAGCCAAUCCAGCAGAGCAACUUUGGAGGAACCGGUACCAAGAGCAUGCACUUGGCUAUCGAAGCUAGCCUGAAGAGCCUUCAGACCAACUACAUCGAUUUGUACUACGUUCAUGCCUGGGACUUUGCUACUGGCAUUCCCGAGUUGAUGCAAUCCCUCAACACCUUGAUUCAGCAGGGUAAAGUCUUGUACCUUGGUAUCAGUGACACGCCUGCCUGGGUAGUCGUGAAGGCAAACGCCUAUGCUCGCGAGCAUGGUCUUCGUCAGUUCUCUGUCUACCAAGGCCGGUAUUCUGCGCUUGUGCGCGACUUAGAACGCGAUGCCAUUCCCAUGUGUCGUGACGAAGGAAUGGCACUUCAUCCUUGGGGUGUUCUUGGCAGUGGUUACAUACGGUCUCCUGAUGCAGCAGCUAAGCAAGGGGGCCGUCAAACCCCCAACUUCAUGACCGGUCGCGAGCAAAAGGUCUCUGUAGUGGUGGACACCGUUGCGAAGCGCCACAACGUCCCUAUCACCGCUGUCGCACUUGCAUACGUGCUGCAGAAAGCUCCAUAUAUGUUCCCAAUGGUGGGUGGCAGCAAGAUUGAGCAGCUCCAAGCCAAUGUUGACGCACUGAGCCUCCAACUCACUCCAGAGGAUAUCACAGAGAUCGAGAAGGGCUACGAAUUCGACCUCGGUUUCCCCCACAACUUCAUCAAUAUGGCUGGAUAUGCCCCUCAAGGGCCUCAAGACGCUACUUUCCUCGCCGGUAUGGGUUAUUUCGACUAUGUUGCACCUCAGGCUGCUAUAAAACCUCACCCGGGAGAACUCACUGCAGCUUGGAAGGCUUAGAUUCGCAGACAGGGUGGUAGAGUUCGGGGAUGAAUAAUGCUACUCAAGGGUAUAUGACCAUAUAUGAUAUCUUCCUUCCAGUCUGCUAGUCCACCUGCGAGUUUUAUAGGGUUCUCACCAAAAGUAAAAGGGC
This is a messenger RNA of Lindgomyces ingoldianus, 1439 nucleotides long. Its product is annotated as aryl-alcohol dehydrogenase. Bases 155 to 1306 code for a protein of 383 amino acids. The record is from RefSeq and is a predicted model, not a curated record. The transcript has 4 exons. Lineage: Eukaryota; Fungi; Ascomycota; Dothideomycetes; Pleosporales; Lindgomycetaceae.